This is a messenger RNA of Schistocerca piceifrons (Central American locust), 861 nucleotides long. Its product is annotated as circadian clock-controlled protein daywake-like. The transcript is spliced from 6 exons. Bases 1 to 795 code for a protein of 264 amino acids. The record is from RefSeq and is a predicted model, not a curated record. NCBI's taxonomy places the organism in Eukaryota, Metazoa, Arthropoda, Insecta, Orthoptera, Acrididae.
AUGGCGCAGCCCCGACCGCGACCGCCACACCAGCUGCUGCAGCACGGCCGCCUCGCCGCCGCCCUGGCGGUCGCGUUUGCCGCUCUCGCCGCCGCCCAUCACCUGCCGCCCACCAUACCUGCGUUCCUGAAAGUGUGUCAUCGCAACGAUCCUCGACUCAACGACUGCGUGAGGAAUUCGGUCGACGCUCUCAAACCGUACCUUAAAACAGGCAUCCCGGAGCUGAGCAUCCCGGCGUGCGAGCCGCUGCAGAUCCAGCAGCUGGUGAUCAACCAGGGCCGCGGGCCCGUGAGCGUGCGCUCCACCUACAGCGGCAUCCGCGUGCGCGGGCCCGCCUCCUUCAACCUCAAGAGCGUCAAGGUGGACCUGAACAAGGACCGGGCGAGGUUCAAGCUGCGCCUGCCGAGGCUCGAGAUGACCAGCGACUACAAGAUCGACGGCCGCAUCCUGCUGAUGCCCAUCACCGGCAAGGGGCACUGCGAGGGAAACUUCACUGACGUGGACGCGACCUGCACGAUGCAAGGGGAGCGGGUGGAGCGUGACGGCGCCACCUACCUGCACGUCAAGACGUUCAGCACUAGCUUCAGCAUCGGCCACGCAAAGGUCAAGCUCAACAACCUGUUCGGCGGAGACAAGGAGCUGGGUGAUGCCAUGAAUCAGUUCCUGAAUGAGAACUGGCGCAAUGUGGCGACAGAGAUCAAGCCCGUGCUCGAGGAGACCAUCAGCGACCUGUUCAAGAAAUUCUCCAACAAGAUCUUCAGCAAGUUCCCCAUGGAGCAGCUGCUGCCACCCUAGGCAACAACACAUCGUGUUCCAUACGUACUGCACAACGGAAUCAAACGUAUGUGGUCGAGCAGCGUA